CCCAAGGGCCUGGGCCAGAGCCGGAGCCUGACGGGCGUGUACCGCCUGUGCCUCUCGGCGCGCACCGUGGGCUUCGUGAAGCUCAACUGCGAGCAGCCGUCGGUGACGCUGCAGCUCAUGAACAUCCGGCGCUGCGGCCACUCGGACAGCUUCUUCUUCAUCGAGGUGGGCCGCUCGGCCGUCACGGGCCCCGGCGAGCUGUGGAUGCAGGCCGACGACGCGGUGGUGGCGCAGAACAUCCACGAGACCAUCCUGGAGGCCAUGAAGGCGCUCAAGGAGCUCUUCGAGUUCCGGCCGCGCAGCAAGAGCCAGUCGUCGGGCUCGUCGGCCACGCACCCCA
This is a messenger RNA of Carlito syrichta (Philippine tarsier), 340 nucleotides long. Its product is annotated as insulin receptor substrate 2-like. NCBI's taxonomy places the organism in Eukaryota, Metazoa, Chordata, Mammalia, Primates, Tarsiidae. Gene Ontology annotation, cellular component: plasma membrane; cytosol. The record is from RefSeq and is a predicted model, not a curated record. The transcript has a single exon. Gene Ontology annotation, molecular function: insulin receptor binding; phosphatidylinositol 3-kinase binding. Gene Ontology annotation, biological process: insulin receptor signaling pathway. The annotation marks the transcript as partial.